Messenger RNA from Setaria italica (foxtail millet), 1723 nucleotides. RefSeq names its product histone-lysine N-methyltransferase ATXR2. The record is from RefSeq and is a predicted model, not a curated record. The coding region runs from base 110 to 1519 and encodes 469 amino acids. NCBI's taxonomy places the organism in Eukaryota, Viridiplantae, Streptophyta, Magnoliopsida, Poales, Poaceae. The transcript is spliced from 15 exons. Gene Ontology annotation, molecular function: protein binding; methyltransferase activity.
UUGAGCUCAAACCCCAAAAACCCCAGCGACCAGCAAAAGCGGUGGCGGCGCGGCGGCGAGGAGCUGACAAUCCCGCCGCGAGAAGCUCCGAUUGGCACCAACCGACGGUAUGGGUGGGAGCGGCGUCAGUCCGUGCGAUCUUGACAGGGAGUUCGCGCCCCAAAUCGCACAGCUCCUCGCCACGCCUCCUCUCCAAUCCGCCCAGGAAUACUAUGAUGAACUCAUACGGUCCAAGAAGCAUGAUGGCAUAAGAGUGAGCUACAGUAGCAAGCAUGGGAAAGGUGUUUGUGCAAACAGGGACUUUGCUGAAGAGGACCUUAUUCUAAAGGAUCAAAUGGUGGUCGGUGCUCAGCACAGCCUUAACAAGAUUGACUGUGUUGUGUGUAGUUACUGCUUCUGCUUCAUUGGUUCUAUAGAGUUCCAGAUUGGGCGUAGAUUGUAUUUGCAGAGCAUUGGUGCUAGCAUUGACAGCACGUCAGAGAGACAUUGCCACGGAAGUGAUGUCGGGUCAAGUACCGGUUGUUCUGGUUCAACAAAUGGAAAUAGUAAUGAUGUGCCACAAGGGGUUGUAAUGUCGCUUAUGGAUGGUGAUACAUCACUGCCUUUCACUGAUCAGUUCCGUUUGCCAUCAGUUGUUGCUUGUCCUGGUGGAUGUGAGGGAGAACUCUACUGCAGCCAAUCAUGUGCGGAUUCUGAUUGGGAUUCCUACCACUCUUUGCUGUGCACUGGAUCCAAGACUGAACCACUACGGAGAUCUGCCCUUCAGAAAUUUGUACAGCAUGCUAAUGGAACCAAUGAUAUUUUCUUGGUCGCUGCCAAGGCUAUCACUUUCACCUUGUUGAGGUACAAGAAACUUAAAAGGCAGCCUGCAUCUCAUGAAUCAAGCUUUUCGCUCCUCAUGGAAGCCUGGAAACCACUUUCAAUGGGAUUCAAGAAGAGAUGGUGGGAGUGUGUUGCUUUGCCUGAAGACAUUGAUUCCAGUGAAGAAGAUUCAUUUAGACAGCAAAUGAGGGAUCUGGCGUUUGAGUCACUGCAGCUUCUCAAGGAUGCAAUUUUUGAUCCUGAGUGUGCACCCUUGUUUUCGCUUGAUGUCUAUGGCCAUUUAAUUGGCAUGUUUGAGCUGAACAAUCUUGAUUUAGUUGUUGCAUCGCCGGUUGAAGACUAUUUCAUACACAUUGAUGAUCUUCCAGAGAGUGAGAAGGAGGAAGUGGAGAAGGUAACAGGACUAUUCCUAGAUGCUUUAGGUGAAGACUAUUCAGUUCCUUGUGAAGGGACGGCAUUCUUCCCUUUACAGAGCUGCAUGAACCACUCAUGCUGUCCAAAUGCUAGAGCAUUUAAAAGAGAUGAGGACAAGGAUGGUCAUGCAGUGAUACUUGCUCUCAAGCCUAUUAGCAAGGGUGAAGAGAUUACCAUCUCCUACAUCGAUGAAGAUCUUUCAUAUGAGGAGAGGCAGGCGCAGCUUGCAGAUUACGGAUUCACUUGUGCAUGCUCGAAAUGCCAGGAAGAACGACCGAUCUGAAAGGAGCCAGACAAUUUGAACUUUGUUCGAAAUUUUUGUGGCAUUUGGAUCUUCAUGAAGUUUAUUUUACCGGGGAAUUUUGACAGCUUGGAAAAGGGGGAUAGUGCACUAAGAACGAGACGAGAUACUCUGUUUUGCCGUUGCAACUACAUGAUACUAGUACGAAUGAAACCAAUGUUCAAGUGAAAAUGUUACAGCCGAUCA